Pezoporus occidentalis (night parrot) is the source of this 4289-nucleotide messenger RNA. RefSeq names its product lysophospholipase 1 (gene LYPLA1). Gene Ontology annotation, cellular component: cytoplasm. Gene Ontology annotation, molecular function: carboxylic ester hydrolase activity; palmitoyl-(protein) hydrolase activity. Bases 79 to 771 code for a protein of 230 amino acids. The transcript has 9 exons. NCBI's taxonomy places the organism in Eukaryota, Metazoa, Chordata, Aves, Psittaciformes, Psittacidae. Gene Ontology annotation, biological process: protein depalmitoylation. The record is from RefSeq and is a predicted model, not a curated record.
UCCUCCCCCCUGGCCCGGCGCCAGUCCCGCCUCCCCGCUCCUGGCCGGUGUCCCACUGGCCGCCUCGCAGCCCGGUGUAUGUGCGGUAACAACAUGUCGGCGCCGCUCCCCGCCAUCGUCCCGGCCGCCAGGAAGGCAACAGCUGCUGUCAUUUUUCUUCAUGGAUUGGGAGAUACCGGGCAUGGAUGGUCAGAAGCGCUUGCAGGUAUCAAAAGCCCCCAUGUAAAAUACAUUUGCCCACAUGCGCCAGUUAUGCCAGUUUCUUUGAACAUGAACAUGGCUAUGCCAUCAUGGUUUGAUAUCAUUGGACUUUCUCCAGAUUCACGGGAAGAUGAAGCUGGGAUCAAGCAGGCAGCAGAGAAUGUUAAAGCACUGAUAGAUCAAGAAGUAAAAAAUGGAAUUCCUUCUAAUCGAAUUAUUCUAGGAGGCUUUUCUCAGGGAGGUGCUUUAUCAUUGUAUACAGCUCUUACAACACACCAGAAAUUAGCAGGUGUUGUAGCCCUCAGCUGUUGGCUUCCUCUACAGGCUUCUUUUCCUCAGGGCCCUAUCAGUGGUGUCAACAAGGAUAUUGCUGUUCUUCAGUGCCAUGGAGACUGUGACCCGUUGGUUCCUUUAAUGUUUGGUUCUCUCACUGUUGAGAAGCUGAAGAGUAUGAUAAAUCCUGCCAACAUAACCUUCAGGACUUACUCGGGCAUGAUGCAUAGCUCAUGUAUUGAGGAAAUGAUGGAUGUAAAGCAGUUCAUAGACAAACAUCUACCUCCCAUAGACUGAAAUAAUACGUGAGAAGCCUUCUGUAUAAAUACACCAGCAUCAACUGUGGUAGUGUUAAUCUUUUCAUAUGUCUGAUAGGAAGCAUUACUUCUAUACCUGCAGUGUUACUACUGUGUUGCAAAUUUAUACUUAGGAUGAGGAUUAAAUAAUGUACAAGAAAUGGUUAUCUUUUUGGUAUUAAUCAUCCACUGGCGGGACUAUAUGAAUGAGGCAGCUAAAUAACAAUGACAGAAUAUAACCUAACAUACUGGUUUAAAACAUCUGAUUUUUUUUUUUUUAUUUUAUUGCAGAAUUAAACUAUUUGUACAAGUAAUUAAAAACUAAAUUUAAGUGAGCAACAUAAAUGUGACCAGUUUAGUUACACUUGAGACAUUAUUUGUUUUCAGUACUCAUUGGAAAGGUAUUACAGCAUUUCCUGCAUGCACAACAUGUAACGCAGUGGGCAUAUUAUGGUAGAAUAAAUGGUGCUAAGGACAGAGCUUUAUAUGUUAGUUGCUACUCCAGAUAAGGAGGGUGAUUCUCCUAUAAUGGCUAGAAGUCAGCGUAUUUUGACCACCUCAGUUUUUAACUGUUUCAUACUGGUAGAUACUGUUUAAAUUCUGAAGGGACUCAUUCCAUGUCAGACCAUGAUUUGAUGCUCAUUGUCUUUUGGUGUUUUUUUUUUUUUUGUUUGGUUUGUUUUGUUAGUUUUUUUUCAGUUACUGUAAACUGAUGUCAAAUGCUGACUUGGAACAGAAUUCUGAAGAAGUGCAUAGAGUCGGUUCAAGUUUCAGUUCAAAAUUCCUGGGUUUGUACUGAAUAUCUGAGUAUGUCUUGUGCUUUAGUCUGUGUAGUUUUCAUUUGUGUAGACGUGUUGAUAUAUUUCACAGAGUAAUUCCAGAAUAUAGUUUUGAUUUUUCUGUCUGCUUUGGAGUAACUAAGUGAAAAUAAUGCAGCUGUAUAGUUUUAUCUAUUGUUGAAGUCUCAUCUGUAACACAGGCAUUGACUAUAAUUUGAAUUAUUUUUUAAUAGAAAUACAAGUGCAAUUAGGAUGUAACUUACUUUAAAAUUGUACCAUGUAGUACUUUCUUUCAUUGCUUAUUGAGACUUGGCCUAGGAAUAUGAAGGCCUACUGUGGGAAAAAAUAAAUCUGCAAGAUACAGAAUGUCUCUUUCAGAAGCUUAAAAUCCUAGAAUGCACUGGGUUACGGAAAUUGAUGCACAUUCAAAAGCGUUUUGCAGUUAAGAGCCAUAAUUCACUUCUGGAAACAGCUGCUUUUCUGUAGAGCUCAGAGGCUGUCACCACACAGGAAUGUUUAAAAAAACACACUACAGUUUUUACUAUGUAUUAGGCUGCAUAACAAUGUUCUAUACUACAAUAUGUUUGCAAGCAAAGAAUAUUCCUUUUUGAAUGCAUCUCUUGUGUCAGCAAUGUGCUUCAUACCUGCAUUUAAGGUACUUUCUCCUCUCCCAGCUUAAUCAAGUGGUUCUCUUACAGUGUAUAUGGAUUUAUGUCCACAGCAUCUGCAACACAAAUGCAUAAGUGGGUAAUUAUGCAUCUAUAGCCCUUCUUUUUGCUGCCAGAAAUCUGACUUGUUCACCUGCCAUGAGUUCUUAAUUUUCAGUGCUGGGUUUUAUUUUUUUCAUAUGUAUUGCACUUCAUUUAAAGGAAGUAAUUUUUCUUGUAUAAUCCAGUCUUUCUGGAUUAAAUGUCUCUUAACAUGUAAAACUGGAAAGGAGUUUUUUCUAAAUGGUAUUGAAAUACACUUAGAUAUUCCAUCUGUGUGGUUGAGAGGGCAUGUCUGUUAACUUUUAAGUUUAAUUAGUUUUUUCCCUUCAGUCACUGUUCUAUACAUCUGCCAAUUUGUCUUUCAGUUAAUUUAGUUCGCAGAAGAAACGGUAAUAUUCUUAUUGUAGUUGUGCCAAAGUUCUACUGAGAAAACAAUAUGUUCUAGCUUGGAGUCAUUCCUAAAUUGCAUUAGCUAAUUUUGCAGUCCUGCUGAAUCGCAGACUUGGUAAGCAAACCAUAUGAAAUUUCUCCUAGUUUUCAGAUUUCCCAUCACCCCCCUGUUGUAUAAAUAAUUCCCUGAAUAUUGGCAUGUUUCCAGCAUUCUUACCCAAGCUUCUGGGUUUUUUUCUUUAUUUUUUGUUCUGUGUUUAAAUUGUUUGCAAAUGCUGUUCAGCUUCUCAUUGUGUGCUCAUUUCACAUAUUCUUUCUUUUGUUAGAAUGAGUUUAAAAAAAUAUUUCUAAGAUUGUUAAAAUGAGAUCAGGCCUAGCUUUAUUCUGCGUUAGCUUUGUAACACUUUCUUUACUUCAUGAACUGUGUUCACAAAUUGUGGUCAGUUUCUAGCACUUACGCAUUUUAAUCUAAAUCAGUUUCAGCUGUUGUCUCCAUGAUGAUUUCAGAUGUUUUUCUAGAAAUGCUGUAUGUGCUACCUUUAUUCAAAUAUUCAGCUAUCAUAACAAGAUUUUUUUUUCAUACUGUUGUUUUGCUGCUUGCAUAAUCUACAAAGAGCUGUGUUACCAAAGUAAAUGGAAGUAAAUGUUGUGACUUAAUCUGAAUUUCUGUAUUCUAGGAAGAAUUCCCCUCAAGUUUUUAUUUGCAGAAGUCUAUGUGUAUGUUGUAGUUGGGGGUUGUUAAAAAGCCCAGAAGCUAGAGGAAACUUCAAGGAUGUAUCCUGUCUCCUGUAUUGCAGUGUGUAUCUUGAGCUCCUGUCUUUUGUACCUUCCCAGCUGGUUAGAAAGCUGCGUAUAUGAUAUUGUAGCUGAACAGUUUCACUACCUGAAGGGAUUUGAUGCUGGGGUUAUUGCCGUAACUGCAUGUAUUUUUAGGCUGAAUGAUAGAUUGGUCUGGUGUUGGGGUUUUCAUAAUAUUUUAUUAAAAUGGAGAACUCACACUGUUAAUGUUCUAAAUGUGCAUGUCCUAGCCUCAAAACCUACAAUAUGAAACUGUCAAAUAAUUAAAUUUAUUUGUUAGAAUGUUGGACUUCCCCCAGAAGGGGUGAUGCCUGACAAACCUUUUAAAGCAUGAUACGGAAAUACUUUGUUUGCAGAUCAGUUUGUUUCAAUGGGUAUCUAACUCUGUAAUGCAUUUUUGAUUCCAAAAUGGUAUUUAAAUUUGACUGCAGUUUUGUGUGGUCAGGAGCCUGACUUCUUGUUGGAAUACAUUGCCCACUUUUUAAUAAAUAUGUUGAGUUAUGUAUUAUAUGCCAAAUCUUUCAGCCAUUCAUGAGGUAAACCUGUGCUGGGGUCUGUACUGUGAUGACUGCUGUACGAUUUGGUCUCUUCCUCUUUUGUAUAAUCACAACACAGUAGGUUGGUAAAAAUAUUGUACACUGUAACUGGUAUUAGAACUGUUAAUUAAAACAUGUUCUCUCUAAUGGAGUGUACUGCACUUCAUUGAAAUCAUUAAGAUGCAUCUUUUUUGUAGAGAUGCUAUUUGUGUUGAUGGAUAUGACCGAGAACAAACUGUAUGUUAAUGAAGCCAUAUGUACAAGGCCUGUGUAUCUUAAAUUUUAUAAAGAAAUACUGAACACUUA